Molecule: messenger RNA, 729 nt
Organism: Verticillium alfalfae VaMs.102
Lineage: Eukaryota; Fungi; Ascomycota; Sordariomycetes; Glomerellales; Plectosphaerellaceae
Exons: 6
Coding region: 1-729 (242 amino acids)
Source: RefSeq, a predicted model, not a curated record
AUGUACUCUGAAGACUUGUUGUGGCUUAUCGAGAGCAGUAUGACCGACGAAGUGGCUACUAACGUUCCUUCUCGGCCCUGUACCUCAAGGGGACAGCAGCGAGAGCUCCUCACACCCUCUGCCCGCGUCUCGCCACAUACCAACGCCAUGGCGCUCAUUGUCGACAAGCACAGGCCAAAGUCUUUGGACGCCCUCACCUACCACCCAGAGCUGUCCGACAGUUCCAUUCGUCCAGGCAGACCGAUGCCGACAGACAUCUCUGCGGAUGGAGGGACCUCGAAAAGUGGCAGACUCGGCCGGGUAGACACGGGGCAUUGUGGGACGCUGAAAAAGUUCGCCGGCGGCGAUGUGGUAACUCAGACUCUGCUGUCGGGCGCUAUGUAUUGCUGGCACGGAAAUAAACGAAGGAUGGGUGCGGGUCGGGAACAAUGGCGCGCGGCUGAUGCCCGGCGUCGACCACGGAAGCGAACCCACGGAAGGCCGAGGAAGUUAGGUCAUGGCGAUGUCAUGAUGCGCGGUCGAGGCCCGAGUGAGGGACAACUGAUGAUAGAGGCCCAUGUGGAUGCGGGGAAGGGGGUGUUCGCGCCAGUGCGUCCAUAUGGACACCCGCACUUGCACCUCCAUCAACCCCCCACCACGGCAACACGUAGAGCCAGUGGAACGGAGGGGCAUUCUGUCUUGGCCAUCCAGAUGCACACGGCGGCGAGUUGUGCCAUGUUGCAGUUCUGA